Molecule: messenger RNA, 1823 nt
Organism: Planococcus citri (citrus mealybug)
Lineage: Eukaryota; Metazoa; Arthropoda; Insecta; Hemiptera; Pseudococcidae
Product: G-protein coupled receptor dmsr-1-like
Exons: 4
Coding region: 518-1639 (373 amino acids)
Biological process (GO): G protein-coupled receptor signaling pathway
Cellular component (GO): plasma membrane
Molecular function (GO): G protein-coupled peptide receptor activity
Source: RefSeq, a predicted model, not a curated record
AAACGUAUGUAUCUACGCACGUCCCAUAUAAUCAAAUCGUACAAGAGUAUUAAUAGUUGGCAAAGCCCACAUUUACAAAUUAUCGCAGACAAGAUCGGUACACUUUCGUAAUUUUCGCGUUUUUCGCCGGUAUCGCAGGAACACACACAGAGAAUUCACAAUUUAUAUUUAUCGUUUAAAUACCGAGAACCGCGUGCGUGUGUCUGUGUAUUUGCAGUGAUUUGGUUAUACAUUACAUAGACUAUACGACAUUAAAAUAGGAUACAUGUCGUUUUGUGUCCAUUUUGUAUGUAAUUGACGUUUGAAAAAUAACGUUCGUCGAUUAAAUUGUAUCAUCAAUUUACCUAGUGCGUCGUAUUACUAUAUCGUCGAAAUAUACCAACAAUUCCAGCGCAGAAAUCUAAAAGUGAGCCGGAUGAAACUACCGUGUCGAUUAUUGUAAAACACCAAACUAGACCAAGCGGAAAAAUGAUUCUGUGUUGAAGUUUUCUCUCUUUUUUUUAAACCGGUCGACGAAAUGAGCAACGAUUCGAGUCCGCCAUUUUGCGGCUCCGAGUUAGUAACAUUUCAGAAAGUUUAUGCUCAUAAUAUACACGGAUACGCGAGCUUACUAAUAUGUGUGAUGGGAUCGAUGGCCAAUCUAAUGAAUAUAGUCGUAUUAACCCGAAAAGAUAUGAUAUCGCCGACCAACGUCGUUCUGACCGGAUUAGCCAUCGCUGAUUUGGCCGUCUUACUCGAGUAUAUACCUUAUACACUUCACACAUACCUCAGACCACCGUCUCACUCGGUCAAAGACAGAUAUACUUAUGGAUGGGCGAUGUUGGUACUUUGGCAUUCCAAUUUCUCGCAAGUAUUCCACACAAUCUCGAUAUGGCUGACAGUAGUGCUGGCUGUGUGGAGGUACAUAGCUGUGGCGUAUCCGCAAAAGAACCGAGACUGGUGUAAUAUGGACACAACGUAUGUGGCCGUGAUCGCCGGAUACAUAUUGUGCCCGCUGCUGUGCGUGCCUGUUUUCUUGUCCUUCAAUGUGAUGCCAGUUGUCGAGCUGCUCGAUGAUAAUGGGUUCCAAACCAAGAAUCAUACCAUUGGCACUAAUACUACCGUUUAUGUGGUUACCAUGAGUGAAAUAGUCAAGACAAAUUUUAUCAAGGAUUUGAAUUUCCUGAUUUAUAGCGUGCUGUUCAAAUUGACGCCUUCGGUGGCGCUGACUGUGUUGAGCCUCAGGCUGGUGUGCGCUUUAUUAGAAACGAAAAAACGACGUCAAAAGUUAACCUCGAGUUUGAACAGGAAAAACGCAAAAAACGCCGAAAAGGAAAAGCAAACAGACCGCACGACCCGAAUGUUAUUAGCCGUGUUGAUAUUAUUUCUAGUAACCGAAGUACCUCAAGGCAUAUUAGGCUUAUUAACUGUCAUCUUCGGCGAGAAAUUUUUCAAAGACUGUUACCAAAAAUUAGGAGAAGUCGCCGAUAUCCUGGCGUUGAUUAAUUCGGCCAUCAAUUUCGCCUUAUACUACGUUAUGAGUCGACAAUUUCGGACCACUUUUAAAGCGCUGCUCAGUUACAAUACGUUUCCAGCUCGAAAACAUACUCCCUUUAAUGAUAUCAAUAACCAUACAACUACGCAGAUUACUCAAGUUUAGCGAAAGCUACAUCGUCUCCGAGCUAAUGACCAGCUCGAGAUGAAACUAUGAUAGACGUCGCGUGUAAUAUCGCCAUAUUGUCCUUAUUUCGAGACUCUCGUGCACUCUAAAAAUACGUACAUAAAACCGCGAAUCAGAAAAAAAAAACAACUCUCUAACUACAUACAUGAUUUUUUCGAGUGCA